AGCUCACCUCCUUUUUUGAGUUCAGUCACUUGUUAUUCAAGUUACCAUAAGUCAUGGCUUCUUCAAUCUCGUUGACUUUACAUUCCUCUAAAUCCGCAUCUUCCCCAUUAUUCUACUCCCACCUCGAUUCUCGCCUUCUAACCCCUUUGCUUCUUCUUCAAAAAGCUUCAACCUUUACUCAUUUUUUUAGUUUUUCUCAAUUGGGUAUUCGCCAUUUACUUCAACUUUGCUUCUUUGUAGAUAGAUGAUCACGCUUUUGAUUCUGUGUAUCAGAUAGUUGUGCGGUGCAUGAGCAAUUCUAGGUUUAUGAUAUGUCAUCUGAUUAUAAGUUAGACAUUGCUAGUACUCAUGAGUCAGAAGAGCCAGGUUUAAGCAACACUAUAGAUUCAAACCUAUCACUAGAUGAAAAGGGUAAGACAGUGCACACAACUUUCAAUGGAAUUCAUCAGCAAGGAAAGUUGUCAAUGAACAACUUCACAACAAAUUAUGCAGAGCGAAGAGCUUUGUAUGAUAGAUUUCUGAAAGGAAAUAAAGCUACGAAUGAUGAUAAUGCUGGUAUUCAUGUUGAUGAGGAGGAAAGGUAUCGAUUACAUGGAUCGGCUAAGAAGAAAUCUGGACCACUUAUCUCUGGAACAGCUUACUGUAUUUCCUCUUGCAGCAUGAUAAUGCUGAACAAAAUUGUUUUAUCAAGUUAUAAUUUCAAUGCAGGAAUAUCAUUGAUGUUUUAUCAAAACUUUAUCAGUACUCUAGUUGUUGUUCUAUUAGCUCUCUGUGGCAGAGUUUCAGUUGAAAAGCUCAGCUGGAAGCUGGUUAGGGUGUGGAUGCCAGUAAAUGUGAUAUUUAUUGCCAUGCUUCUCUCAGGCAUGUAUAGUUUGAAAUACAUAAACAUUGCAAUGGUGACAAUUCUCAAGAAUGUGACUAAUAUCUUAACAGCAAUAGGAGAAUUAUAUUUAUUCCGUAAACGUCAGAAUUCCAAAGUGUGGACUGCAAUGUUUGUGAUGAUUAUCUCUGCUAUCAGUGGUGGUAUUACAGAUCUCUCCUUCGACGCAGUCGGUUAUGCAUGGCAGAUUAUGAAUUGUGUUCUUACUGCAAGUUAUUCGCUUACCCUCAGGUGGGUCAUGGAUGAAGCGAAAAAGUCGACAAAAUCAGGUUCACUUAAUGAAGUGUCGAUGGUGUUGCUCAACAAUUUAUUGUCUUUACCUUUUGCCAUCGUCAUGAUAUUCCUUUUUCAUGAGUGGGAUUAUGUAAUACACGCCGACGUAGUUAAACUGCCGGCAUUUUGGUUUGUUGCAACAGCUAGUGGAUUUCUUGGACUUUCCAUCAGCUUUACCUCAAUGUGGUUCUUACAUCAAACUAGCCCUACAACAUAUAGUCUUGUAGGUUCCUUAAACAAGAUUCCAAUCUCUAUUGCUGGACUGUUAGUGUUCAAAGUUCCUCUGAGUGUAUCAAAUUUAUUCAGCAUUUUAUUUGGUCUCUUUGCUGGUGUAUUAUUUGCAAGAGCCAAGAUGUCUUAAACCAGAAGCCAACUUAGUAAUAACCAAUGGAGUGUGAGAAUUAAUACAUUAAUGAUAAUUAUAUAGGUUUUUUGUUUGAGCAAUACAAAAUGAACUUUUAUUUUAACUGCUGAUCCUUAAACAUGGAAUAAUUAAGUAUAGGAUACACCUGCAAGGGAAAUAUUAACUUUCAUACAUUAUUGGAACAUGGAAGCAGAGUUUCUAAGCAGUCAAAAGUGUUCCUCGUUGAUGAUUAUCAACAUAUUUUGUCCAAGUUUUAUGUUGUUAUUAUAUAUUUUAUUUGUGGUUA
This is a messenger RNA of Cicer arietinum (chickpea), 1803 nucleotides long. RefSeq names its product GDP-mannose transporter GONST2. The record is from RefSeq and is a predicted model, not a curated record. NCBI's taxonomy places the organism in Eukaryota, Viridiplantae, Streptophyta, Magnoliopsida, Fabales, Fabaceae.